CGGCAGUGGCCGCGGCGCAACCGGCCGCCGUCCCCGGGCCCGUCCCGCCGGGGACGCCGGGCGCGGCCAGCCAGCCCCGGAGCCAGGCCCGCGGGCAGCGGCGGAGGCGGCGGCGGAGCUGGGCAGGUGGAUGCGGCUGGAAGAUGGCGCCCUCGGGCCCGGGCAGCGUCAGGCGGCGGUGCCGGCGGGUCCUGUACUGGAUCCCCGUGGUGUUCAUCAGCCUCCUGCUCGGCUGGUCCUACUACGCCUACGCCAUCCAGCUGUGCAUAGUGUCCAUGGAAAAUAUUGGAGAACAAGUUGUAUGCCUGAUUGCGUAUCAUCUACUUUUUGCAAUGUUUGUCUGGUCGUAUUGGAAAACUAUCUUUACAUUACCAAUGAAUCCUUCAAAAGAAUUCCAUCUCUCUUAUGCAGAAAAAGAAUUGCUAGAGAGAGAGCCAAGAGGAGAAGCCCACCAGGAAGUUCUUAGGCGAGCAGCCAGAGACCUUCCCAUCUACACCAGGACCAUGUCUGGAGCAAUCCGCUAUUGUGACAGAUGCCAACUUAUAAAACCAGAUCGCUGCCAUCACUGUUCCGUCUGUGAUAAAUGUAUUUUGAAGAUGGAUCAUCAUUGCCCAUGGGUGAACAAUUGUGUUGGAUUUUCAAAUUAUAAAUUUUUCCUCCUUUUCUUGGCUUAUUCUCUGCUGUACUGCCUUUUUAUUGCUGCUACAGAUUUACAGUAUUUUAUCAAAUUUUGGACCAAUGGCCUACCUGAUACUCAAGCCAAGUUCCAUAUUAUGUUUUUAUUCUUUGCUGCAGCUAUGUUUUCUGUCAGCUUGUCUUCUCUGUUUGGCUAUCAUUGUUGGCUAGUCAGCAAAAAUAAAUCUACAUUAGAGGCAUUUAGAAGUCCAGUAUUUCGACAUGGAACAGAUAAGAAUGGAUUCAGCUUGGGUUUCAGUAAAAAUAUGCGACAGGUUUUUGGUGAUGAGAAGAAGUACUGGUUGCUACCCAUUUUUUCAAGUCUAGGUGAUGGCUGCUCCUUUCCAACUUGCCUUGUUAACCAGGAUCCUGAACAGCCAUCUACUCCUGCAGGAUUGAAUUCAUCAUCUAAAAAUCCUGAAAACCAUCAAUUUCCUGCAAAGCCAUUGAGAGAGUCCCAGAGCCACCUUCUUACUGAUUCUCAAUCUUGGACAGAGAACAGCACAAACCUGGGAAAAGGUAAAGCUGGUAUGAGCAAUCCUGCACUUACCAUGGAGAAUGAGAAUUAACUCUUCUAACAAAAUUUACUCAUACUUCACGGAAGUAAUCAGUGCUGUCGAUGGAUGGAAGAGGCUUCCCGCAGGAAGGCACCACUAACUAGCUGUUCCCACCCCCUCUGGCUGGAUAUGCAGAAUGUGAAUUGACCGUUUCUCUCCAAGCUGUUGCUUAAAACAUAACACAUUUUUACUCCAGUGUACAGAUUGUUUCAGCUGACACAGAUUCCUCUUAAACAUUAAAAGUAGUUAUGGUUUAUGAAUCAAGGACAAAAAUAUCUUCUAUCAUAAAAACUUGGAAUAAAUUCAUGGGCCAGUUUUCACCCAGAUAUUUGGGGAGCACAACUUACCACAUAAAAAACCCACUGAUCCUCUGAUUUUCUGAUUCAGAAAAUUGAGACUAUUAAGAUACUGAGAUUUAAAAGAUUUCACGUAACAUUAUAAUGAUAAGCUUUAUUCGUAAAACCUGUUACCUACGAGAAGGUGGAGGUAGCAGAUGAGACUUGUUUACUCCCUCUGAUGUGAAUCUAGCCUUAGGCUGCGUGAACUGUAAAAACUAUGAAUCAUUACAAAUUUCAAGUGGCCUGCAGUUGAAGAUGACCAUCCAUUUUUUUUUUUUUUUUUUUUUUUUUGCCAGACUUUAAUUCUAGCCUUUGUUCCCUGCUGGAAAAGAAGUGAUCAUUGAAGCUUGAGCUCAACUGGCUGGAAAAUCUUUGUCAGAAUUAAUACAUUUCUAUUACAUCAGAAAUAUAUUUUUCAUUUAUUUUAAUUAUCUGAAAAUGGGGGAAAGUCUAUAAUAACAAUUAUGAAGAUUGGUUUAUGAUAUUCUUUUGCUGGUUUAGCUUUUAAAAGUCUCUUUUUAGGUUAUUCUAUUGAACAUAGCAAACAUUGAAUUUUUGUUAAGAAUCCCUGAUGGGCCAAUGAAUUAAUCCUUCAUUGACAUCUAUAUUAUUUCUUUUUCCUCUCAUCAGAAGUAUGACAGUUAAACUACAUACGUCCUCAAAUACCUGUUAAGAUUAAAUUAUGCAAAUCAUCAAACAAAAAUCAUAUCCUUUUGGAAAUUUAGUCCCACAGGAACUGAAUGGUGUGCUGUUUGGAAACUGAGUUUAAGAUAAACUACAGUGGUGUGUUUGUUGAUGCCAAAAUGUUCGGCUUCAGUAAAUAUACUAAGAAGCUCUUGUGCCUUCUAUGCACUAUUAAAGAGUCUUAUUCUUUUUUAAUUUGAUGGAGUGCAAGUUUUGUAAAUGUUAGCAAUUAGAAUACGCUGUAUACAUUUUUUUGGUACUGAUUUUGAGAAUUUAAAGCAGAUUACCCUUUAAGACUACACAGCUAAGGAACUGGUAUUUAAACAAAGAGAAAAUGGUAUUAAAGUUUUCAAAAUCUGAAUUAGAUAAAUUCAACACAAAGUAGACUAGAAGACCAGAGGAUAAUGGAGUAACAGAUCUUUGCAGUUGCUCAUCCUUGCUAAAAAUAUGAAGUUUUAUAUUAAAUGACUUCAUAAAAGAACCACUGUCAGCCCAGUCCAUUUUGUAAAUCAUUUGAGUGCAAUUCUUUGAGCAAUAGGAUGGUGGUCUUUUUCAGGGUUUUUUUUUAAACUAAAGAUUUUGAUCUGACAAUCUACUUCAAGAAAACUCGGAAGAUAUGAUACAUUCUUACUUUUAUCCUAAAGCAUUGUUUGGUCAUCGUUUUCAUUACCUGAAGUGCCAGGUUGGAACCUAUAGCUCCUGUUAGAAGUCUUAAGGGCAAGAGCAUCACAUAAUGUAUUCAGAAUUAUAUGCAGCCAGAUGUUUUUCAAAGCACAGUACUAGAGCUGUUUUUAUGGACAGGAUUCUGUUGGGUGACCCCCUCCUGUCAAACUAGAAAUUAGGGGAAAAAGAGGGAUUUUUAUUCUUUACCUUGCUAGAGUACUGUUAAUUUCCCCCCCUCCCUUUAGCUCUUUCAUGUAAUUAUUCAAAUCCAUAAGUCAAUAUACAUUAGAAUCAGAUGAAAACAUUUUUCAAAAUAAAGUUUUUUUCAUUAAGUUGUAA
This is a messenger RNA of Orcinus orca (killer whale), 3256 nucleotides long. It is a transcript of the gene ZDHHC2, whose product is annotated as zinc finger DHHC-type palmitoyltransferase 2. The transcript is spliced from 13 exons. Lineage: Eukaryota; Metazoa; Chordata; Mammalia; Artiodactyla; Delphinidae. Gene Ontology annotation, biological process: peptidyl-L-cysteine S-palmitoylation; protein targeting to membrane. Gene Ontology annotation, molecular function: protein-cysteine S-palmitoyltransferase activity. Gene Ontology annotation, cellular component: Golgi apparatus; endoplasmic reticulum. Bases 144 to 1244 code for a protein of 366 amino acids. The record is from RefSeq and is a predicted model, not a curated record.